Messenger RNA from Gilbertella persicaria, 1739 nucleotides. RefSeq lists its product as uncharacterized. Gene Ontology annotation, cellular component: Cdc73/Paf1 complex. NCBI's taxonomy places the organism in Eukaryota, Fungi, Mucoromycota, Mucoromycetes, Mucorales, Choanephoraceae. The record is from RefSeq and is a predicted model, not a curated record. Gene Ontology annotation, molecular function: RNA polymerase II C-terminal domain phosphoserine binding; DNA binding. The coding region runs from base 285 to 1478 and encodes 397 amino acids. The transcript has 5 exons.
UUGGAUCAUGAAUCCGAUUGGCCGAGAAGAGUUGAUAUAUAUAAAAAAAACCAUUGGAGAAACCCGCUUUUUUUUUUCUUUUUCUUUUUUGAAUAACGAGGAGAAUAAUGGAUAAUAUUGACGAUUUCAUCCUUUCAUUGACAGAUAAGCAAGCAGAAGAAGAAAGAGCAAAGCAAGGUCAUUCUUCAAGACGUUCAAAAAAGAAGAAAUAUGCGUCUGAUUCUGAUGAUGAUGUCAAUGGCUAUUCAGACGAAGACGAUAUAGGCAUCGACGACGAUGAAGAUAUGGAAGAUAUCGAUGAAUAUGGACCUGAUUUAUAUAAAGACGAAGACGAUCGUAAAAGACUCCAAGCACUUCCUGAAGUAGAAAGAGAGCGUAUCCUUGCUGAACGUUCAGAAGAAAGACAACGUAAUCUGGAACGACUUGAAGUUAGAAAACUAUUAAAAGAUGGUAGACGAGAAGACGCGACUCGAAGAUCCACGCGUGCCAAGGGCAGUGGUACUGCUAGUGCAUUAUCGGAACUUACGCGUCGUAGAGAAGAAAAGAACAAGUCUAGAAGUAGACGUCAUCGCAGAGAAUCACCUAGUCCUGAAAGAAAAAGACGUAGAAGAUAUGAUCAAAGUGAUGAUGAAUACAGUGGUGAAGACUUGGGUGAAUCUGAAGAUGAAGAAGUCGAGAAAAAGGCUAAAAAGAGAACACCUGAAUUGGAUGAAAUUCAGUCUGUGAUGGUGUCAAGAAGUAUGAUUGAGAAAUGGAUCUUUGCUCCCUUUUUUGAAAACACAGUGAUUGGCUGCUUUGUUCGACUCUAUAUUGGCCCUGAUCCUCAAAAGAAAAUACCAGUCUAUCGAUUAUGUCAAGUCAUUGAUGUCGUUCCAUGGCACAAGACAUACAAAGUAGCCGAGAAUGUAUGGAGUAAUAAGGCACUGAAAGUCAAACACGGUAAAGCAGAAAAGGAUUUUACGAUGGACAUUGUAUCCAAUCAACCUAUUACGCAACAAGAAUACACACGUUUCUUGACUACCUUGGAAAGUGACCGUGUUCGUAUUCCCACCAUGGAUCAGAUUGAACAAAAAAUAGUGGACUUGAAACAAGCAAGAGAAUACGUACUGAAUGAUAAAGAAGUGAAUGAGAUGAUUGAGAAGAAAAAAGCAGUCAAGGGAUCUUCUGUCAAUAUGGCUAUGGAAAUGGCUCAAUUGCUUGCUCGUCUUGAACAUGCUAAGGCACACAAUGAAGUAGACAAAGUCAUCAAAUUGACAAAAGACUUGCGUGAUCUGGAAGAGCAUGCUUCUAGUAUGGAAGGCAGUCAACAGAAUGUAUGGACAGAUAUCAACAGUCGAAACAGAGAAAGAGAUCGAAUAGAAAUCCAUGAAGCAGAACGCCGUAUGACAGAAGCAAGAAGAAAAGCACUAUUGGAAAGCACAAGAGCAGCACAAGCACAAGCACCUUCCUCUACUGAGAAAAUCAGUCACCAAGCGUAAGUAAUCAUGUCUAUUGAUUGAUAUACUCAUCUUAGCAGUACUGUGGAUUCUUCCUUGAUGCCCUUGGAAUCGACAAGUGAUAAGCCACUUGCCAAAGUAGCUACUUUAAGCAAAGCAGCUUUACAUGUAGGAGCAGCUACUUCACAUCAAACUGAAUAUGAGAGACUUGUGAGUCGUGUUGCUUCUGAAAUACGCAUUGAACUUUUAGCAGAAGAAUAAUAAAAAUCACGCGUAACCCUAUGUGACUCUGUUGUUUUUCUC